CCUCUCCAGACUAGCUUGGCCGGGCGCAGCAGUGUGCACGCCCUGUGAUUGGUGCGGCAGGAUCAGGAGAACGGUCCCCGCCGCCGGGGGAUGGUCGCCCGGGUCCGCAGCUAGGCUGGCACCGCUCGCCCAAGGAACCCUGGGCUAGGCGUGUGAGAGCACGGGCGUCCGCCGUGGGCUGUGCGCGACGCUCGUGUUCCCUUUUGUGCCAGGUCUCCCCGGCAGGCGCGCGAUGCAGCGGGCGGCGGCCCUGGCCCGCAAGGGCUGCUGUCCCCGCACCGCGGGCGCCUGGGGCCGCCGUUGGAGCAGCGCGGCCGCCGAGGCCCCAGCCGUGCUCCGGGCGCGGCGCGGGCGCAUCCUCACCCCAGAGUCCAUGAACCCGCAGGUGCGCGCGGUGGAGUACGCCGUGCGGGGGCCCAUCGUGCUCAAGGCCGUCGAGAUAGAGCUCGAGCUGCAGCGGGGUAUCAAGAAACCAUUCACUGAGGUCAUUCGAGCCAACAUCGGGGAUGCCCAAGCCAUGGGCCAGCAGCCAAUCACCUUUCUCCGUCAGGUGAUGGCCCUGUGCACCUACCCAAACCUGUUGGACAGCCCCAGUUUCCCAGAAGAUGCUAAGAAAAGAGCCCGGCGGAUUCUACAGGCUUGUGGCGGAAACAGCCUAGGGUCAUACAGUGCCAGCCAAGGUGUCAACUGCAUCCGUGAAGAUGUGGCUGCCUACAUCACCAGGAGAGAUGGUGGCAUGCCGGCGGACCCAGACAACAUUUAUCUGACCACUGGAGCUAGUGAUGGCAUUUCUACAAUCCUGAAGAUCCUUGUCUCUGGGGGUGGCAAGUCUCGAACGGGUGUGAUGAUCCCCAUCCCACAGUAUCCCCUCUACUCAGCGGUCAUCUCGGAGCUCGAUGCCAUCCAGGUGAAUUACUACCUGGACGAGGAGAACUGCUGGGCCCUGAAUGUGCACGAACUCCGGCGGGCUGUGCGAGAGGCCAAAAACCACUGUGACCCCAAAGUGCUCUGCAUCAUCAACCCAGGGAACCCCACAGGCCAGGUACAAAGCAGAAAGUGCAUAGAAGAUGUGAUUCACUUUGCCUGGGAAGAGAAGCUCUUUCUCCUGGCUGAUGAGGUGUACCAGGACAACGUGUACUCUCCAGACUGCAGAUUCCACUCCUUUAAGAAGGUGCUUUAUGAGAUGGGACCUGAGUAUUCCAACAAUGUGGAACUUGCCUCCUUCCACUCUACCUCCAAGGGCUACAUGGGCGAAUGUGGCUACCGUGGAGGCUACAUGGAGGUGAUCAACCUGCACCCCGAGAUCAAGGGCCAGCUGGUGAAGCUGCUCUCAGUGCGUCUGUGCCCGCCUGUGUCUGGACAGGCCGCCAUGGACAUCGUCGUGAACCCUCCAGUGGCAGGGGAGGAGUCCUUCGAGCAGUUCCACAAGGAGAAGGAGUCCGUCCUGGGUAACCUGGCCACAAAAGCAAAGCUGACAGAAAACCUGUUUAACGAAGUCCCAGGAAUUCACUGCAACCCCUUGCAGGGCGCCAUGUAUGCCUUUCCUCGGAUCUUCAUUCCCACCAAGGCUGUGGAAGCAGCUCAGGCCCAUAAAAUGGCUCCAGACAUGUUUUACUGCAUGAAGCUCCUGGAGGAGACCGGCAUCUGCGUUGUGCCUGGCAGUGGCUUUGGGCAGAGGGAAGGCACUUACCACUUCAGAAUGACCAUCCUCCCUCCAGUGGAGAAGCUGAAGACAGUGCUCCAGAAGGUGAAGGACUUUCACAUAAAGUUCCUGGACAAGUACGCCUGAGGACUCCGCAGGCCGAGGGAUACCCCCACCUCGGGUUCCCUCCUUACACCACCCAGCAUCCCCCACUGACUGCCUCGGGCCUCAGGGAGGUCACUGCUCAUGGUCAUGUCAUUUUGCACAGGAGACUCCUUUGUGCCUUGAUGUUGGGAGCAAAUGUGAAUUCACAAUGUUUCAUAGGCCCUGGUUUUGCAGUGCACCAAAGUAGAGAGGAUUGCUCAGCAGAUGUGGCUGGAGUUCUCUGAAUCGUCUAUUGCUGCUGCUAGUUUUGAAAAGUUCUCUUUGGGCUUUAAACAACCAGGCCGUGUUGGAUGAGGUGUUUCAGACCUGGAGAGACAAGCAGGUGUUGGGAAAUGUGUGACUUAACCACAGUGAGAACUGGUAACAAUUCACCCUUAGUGGUGUGAAAACGUAGUCCUUCGAACAGUAGAGCCUGGAAUCCAUAGGGCCUCAGGAAGGGUCCGUCAUUGUGGCCUGGAUAAGAGCAGCCCAUCUCAGGCAAGAAUGAUGAGACACCUGGGUAGGACAGGAUGCUAGGUCAGGUUCUAGUGGCACCAGGGGCUGCAGCCAAGGUCAGAGGUCCCACAGGGAGGAUUGAGUGUGAGCCAGGGUGCAGGCCAAACCCGGUCUCCACUUCUGAGCAUCAUGGCAGAUAUGCGUGCAGAGCUUCAGAGAUGCAGGGUUCUCCUGAACAUGCUUAGGCUGAGGCCUUGGUAUGAGAGAUCUCCUUGGACUUCAGGGGCCCAGGUUACAGCCUAGCCAUAUCCCAGUUAUAUGGAGGGGUUCUGCCUGGUGGCCUAUGGAUCAUCCUCCUGGUUACCCAGUGGGAGUUUUCUCUCCAGUACUUGACUGAGCCAUUACAUUGCCCCUUGCUGGUGGCCGCAGGGAUGAAGCAAGACUGAAACCACCCUCAGCUGUGGGGGGAUCCUUAUGGAGUUGACCAACUAAGAGCCUAGCCUCUGUAGUUUCAUAAAAUGUUUCAAACUGAAUUUGAUCCAUUUCAUAACUGGUAAUUGAUCAGAGUUCCUGGUAGUCAGGCUCCAGUGGAAGAGUGAAUGCAGUCAGAUUCAACAUUUACUGGUGUUUUGACUUCAUGCAAAGUGUUCUCCCUUUGUAUUUGCUCCUGCCUCCCCUCCUGGCUCUGUACACGAUGUGAGAUGGCCAUGGUCAUUUUCUCCAGGAAGGAGGACAGUGUUCACAAAUAUGCAGCUUCCCUGCAAAAGCAAACCUGCCACCCAGCCACAGGCCCAGAAGCCAGUGUUGCAGGCAGCAGCAGGCCUUGUACUCUGUCCUUAUCACCAGUAGCCUGGACCCCCUCAUUGUCUGCCUUCACCAAUGGGAAGUGAAGGAAGCUGUGACCAGCUCAGGCAUCUGGGGACCCAGCAGUUCCCAAAGUGGAACUGAAGGAGCUAGAGAGCAAUCUGAAGAGACAAAGGAGGGACGUUGGAAAGCAGCUUCCUGUGCUGAUUUCCACUCUGGGUCCGUGCGGGGAAACACACUCAAACUUCAAACUGUCCUUACUAGCAUUACUGUCCCUGUGAGAAAAGCAGCCACAAUCUCAAAUAACAAAAGAGAAUGUUUUGGAACUUUUCCUUGCUUACAAAAUUGAAAGACGUGUGCUUGUGCUUUCUGUACGGUAUAUAAACCAGGAUGUGUCCCACAGUCAUGAGAUUUCUGGUGGGAAGGUUAAAUAGUACAAGCUAGUAUAUUUUUUAUAUUUUUGUAACAAUUGCUUUUUCAUGAGGGAAUAGGGUUAGUAUUUAUAGUCUUAACAAGUCCAGUAAUUUUUAUAAGCCUCUUCAGAUUAUAAAUAACCCCUAAAAACUUUGCAACGUUUACAUGAUUUUUUAAGAGAUGCUAUAUACACUUGGUUUGCUUUUAAAAUAAAGUAAUAAUGUCAGCUAGUUGGGAGGUUAACCUAAGGUCGGAAUGCCAAUCAUGACAGAUUUGAUUUUCUGCAGAUUCUGUUACAAUGCCUUUCCUCUUCUAGCAUCACCACAGAAAGUUGCCUGUGGGUGUCUCACCUUAAGGCCACACUUGUGUGCUUUCUGCUGUUUAGCCUUCACAUGUGGGUGGUGCCAGGGAGUCUGUGCCUCACUGCCUGGUCAAUCCCUCACCACACACCUUCAGGCCACGCUGCUCAUUUUCAUUCUGAUGUCUUAGGUGCUCAGGAAGAGCAAACACAAACUGCCCUGGGCUGUUCUCCAGUCUGGGUUCUCACAGGCAUCUCCUGACAAAGGUAUAGCUGGAUGAUAGCUCUGCUGGAAAUUUUUAAACAAUAAAAUAUGUGUCCCAAAUGA
Heterocephalus glaber (naked mole-rat) is the source of this 4086-nucleotide messenger RNA. It is a transcript of the gene Gpt2, whose product is annotated as glutamic--pyruvic transaminase 2. NCBI's taxonomy places the organism in Eukaryota, Metazoa, Chordata, Mammalia, Rodentia, Bathyergidae. Gene Ontology annotation, molecular function: pyridoxal phosphate binding; transaminase activity. Gene Ontology annotation, biological process: biosynthetic process. The record is from RefSeq and is a predicted model, not a curated record.